Molecule: messenger RNA, 1824 nt
Organism: Dromiciops gliroides (monito del monte)
Lineage: Eukaryota; Metazoa; Chordata; Mammalia; Microbiotheria; Microbiotheriidae
Gene: MBOAT4
Product: membrane bound O-acyltransferase domain containing 4
Exons: 6
Coding region: 1-1824 (607 amino acids)
Biological process (GO): lipid modification; peptidyl-serine octanoylation
Cellular component (GO): endoplasmic reticulum membrane
Molecular function (GO): serine O-acyltransferase activity
Source: RefSeq, a predicted model, not a curated record
AUGCUCGGCGGGGCGGGGUGCGGCCUGGUGCUGCCGGGUGCGCGGAGAGAAAUGCGCAUGAGAGAGCGGAUCGAUGAGGAACCGGCGCCCCGGGCGCUCCCAAUAGCGAUCUGCCCUCCUCCUUGUCCGCGCCCCUGCAACCCUAGUGCCCCCAGCCCGCUGAGUGAGCCCCCGCAUCGCCCCGAGGUCUGCGGGGAACCGAGGCGCUUACCCCGCCCUCGGCUGCGGAGGAUGCCAACCUCAGAGGCUUCUCUGCCUCGGAGAAGCGCAAGGCCUUGGCUUUCGGUUCUCUACUGCUUUCAUGAGCCAAGGGACAGAAGGAAUGGGGAGCCAAUCAAUAGGGGGGACUGCAUGAUCUGGACGAGGCACGUCCCCUUUGUGAGAGUGAGGCUCCCAGGGCCCGGUGCAGAGCUAGCCUUGGUCCUGACGCCACACCUCGGACCCCGCUUCCCUAACUUCUUCGUGGCCAGAGCCACCCAGCUUGUUGCCUAUGACUCCCAAGGACCCGGAACUUUGUCUUGCCUGUGCUGUGACCUGCUUCCAACCUCCCUCCCUCUGACAGCCUUAGGAGACAGUCUUCAAGAGUUGUUGCGACACAACGCCCCUCCCCCCUCCCAGUGCUGGGGCCACUCCCAACAGCAACACACCUUCCUCCUCCUGGGAGGCUGCCUGCUCGCCUGGAUGGCCAUGGCCCAGUAUGCAGUGCUGGUCUUCAUCCCUGCUUUCUGUGCUGUGGCUCUCUUCCAGUCUGUCAGCCCAGAGAAGGUUCACCGCUGGACAUUCUCUUUCCAGAUGACUUGGCAAACCCUUUGCCACCUGGGUCUUCACUACACUGAGUACUACCUUCAAGAACCUCCCUGUGUGAGGUUCUGCAUCACCCUUUCCUCCCUCAUGCUCCUGACCCAGAGAGUCACUUGGCUCUCUCUAGACAUCUGCGAAGGUCAAGUGGUGGUGAAGGAGGCCUGGGGAGGCCCCUGCGUCCUGUCCUUCUGUAGCUACCUCCUCUUCUUCCCGGCACUUCUCGGUGGCCCUUUGUGCUCCUUCCAGAGGUUUCAGGCUCAAGUGAACAGGCCAGAGUCACUUUGGAGGCCGCUGUCCCUGGGCCCUGCCGCCAGGAAGGGUCUGCUCCUCCUGGGGCUGGAGCUGCUGAAAACCUUGGUGAGGGGGAUGCUCGGGGCAGGCCCCGGCUUGGCCAGCUGCCACCGACUUGGCUGCAUCUCUGUCAUGUGGACCGCUGCUGUGCUCUACAAACUGACCUAUUACUCUCACUGGAUCCUGGAUGAGUCCCUGCUCUGGGCAGCGGGCUUCGGGCUGGACUCUGGACCUCCCCUCCGUGGGGAGGGGGAUGUCUCAGAUGCAGACAUCUGGACCUUGGAGACAACUCACAGGAUCUCCCUGUUCACCAGGACUUGGAAUCAGAGCACUACGAGGUGGCUCCGGAGGCUCGUGUUUUCGAGGGCCACGGCCUGGCCGCUGAUGCAGACAUUUGCCUUCUCUGCCUGGUGGCACGGGCUCCAUCCGGGCCAGGUCUUCGGCUUCCUGUGCUGGGCGAUGAUGGUGGAAGCCGACUACCUGAUUCAUGGCCGCGCCAAGGAGCUGAUUAGCUCCUGGCCGGGGAGGCUGCUCUAUAGGGCUGUCAGCUGGGCCCACACACAGCUCAUCAUCGCCUACAUCCUACUGGCUGUGGAGCUCAGGAGCCUCUCCGCUCUCAGGCUGCUGGGGGCUUCCUACAACAGUCUCUUCCCCCUGGUGUACUGUGUGUGCCUGGUUCUGUUAGCAAGGAGAAGAAAGCGAGGAGCCUCACCAGCCACUUUCACCCAAUAA